UUUCAACUGCUCGCACAAUAAAAUCACCGUGCUCCUCAUCUAGGCUUUCAAAUUCGUUUAUGGAUGCCAAUAUGUGCUGCCCAGUUUAUAGCCGCACUGGUCGUGUCAGUCAUUUCCUGAAAUAUGUUGUAGUUAGCUGCAGAAGUUGUUUAGCAACAGCCGAUCGUGCUAAUUCAACUAACGUUUGCUAGCUAACGUGUUAGCAUCAUCUGCUUGAGGAAGAGCCCCUAAUAGGUUUAAAAGUGUUCAAUUUCUCGUUUACUCUGCUCCUAUUUCUGGUAUAUACAACUACACCAGGCGGUGGAGAGCGGAUGCUGAUGGGGGACGAAAAGGAGACUUGGAAAGUAAAAACUCUUGAUGAAAUCCUACUAGAGAAAAGACGCCGAAGAGAAUUAGAAGAGAGAACAAAUCCCAAGCGCCAGAAAAAUUUCACGCCGAGCGUUGUACCACAGGCGGAUGAUCGGGAAGCCAAACGAGACACUCCGGAGGAAGGAGAACUACGCGAUCAAAGGAUGGAAAUAACAAUUCGUAAUUCCCCUUACACACGGGAAGACUCAACAGAGGACAGAGGAGAGGAGGAUGAAUCCCUUGCAAUCAAGCCUCCGCAGCAGGUAGCAAGGAAGGAAAAGUCUCACCACAGAAAGGAGGAGAAGAGAAAAGAUAAACGACGCCAUCGUAGUCACUCUGCUGAAGGGGGAGGGAAACAUGUCCGGCCGAAAGAGAAGGAGAAAGAGCGAGAGAGUGACCGGCGGAAGCGUCAGUGGGAGGAGGACAAAGCGCGGCGGGACUGGGAGAGGCAGAAGCGAAGGGAGCAGGCCCGAGCUCAUUCCCGCAGAGAAAGUUAUUCUGUCGGUGUGCAUGCACUCAUCAAAAGCUACAAAAAACCACUAGGGGACCGGCUGGAGCAGUUGGAACGUCAGCGCGAACGGGACCGGAAGCUGCGGGAGCAGCAAAAGGAGCAGCGGGACAUAAAGGAACGGGAGAGAAGAGCCGAAGAGCGGCGUAAAGAAAGAGGGACUCGACGGGAAGUGCCAUCUCACCAUCGGAUGCUACCGGACGAAUAUGACGACAAACCGAAACAAAUUCACCGCAGUCGCAGCCCCACUCGGGCUCCCCGAGACAGGCCUGAGCUCAGCGAACCGAGGAAGAGCGCCGCAGUAAAGGAUGAGAAGCCAGAUAUUAAAGACCUCCUAGCAGACCUGCAGGACAUCAGUGACACUGAAAGAAAGACCAGUACUGCAGAGUCCUCCAUGGCAUCAGCAUCAGGCUCUGGGGAGGAAGAUGAGGAGGAAGAUGAAGAGGAGGAGUCCAGCAGCCAAAGUGAGGGUCAGGAAGAGGAGGAGGACGAAGAGGAGGAAGAAGAAGAAGAAGGAGAAGGAAGGGAGGAAGAGGAGGAGGAUGAAGAAGAGGGGGAGGAGUCGGUUUCAGGUUCGGGGCGGUCGGAGCAGAGUGCAGAGGAUGUGAGUGAAGAAGAACAGUCCGAGGAAGAUUUUGAGUUGGAGAAGGAAAAUGGAAUCCACAUCCCUCCAGUGCCAGAGUCUCGUUUCGACCACGACUCGGAGGAGAGCGGUGAGGACAUGGAGGACGAUGAAGAGGAAGCGGGCGAGGCAGACGUCACGCCACAGUCGCAGACUCACUCCCGCUCGCCCACGCCGGAGGAGAACUACAUCCCAGACUCGCCCCCCAUCUCCCCCGUGGAGCUGAAGAAGGAGCUGCCGAAAUAUCUGCCGGCUUUACAGGGUUGCCGAAGCGUGGAAGAAUUUCAGUGUUUGAACCGAAUAGAAGAGGGAACCUACGGUGUGGUGUACAGAGCCAAGGACAAGAAGACCGACGAGAUCGUUGCCUUGAAAAGGCUAAAGAUGGAGAAGGAAAAAGAGGGCUUUCCCAUCACGUCGCUAAGAGAGAUCAACACGAUUCUGAAAGCUCAGCAUCCAAACAUCGUCACUGUGAGGGAAAUAGUGGUUGGGAGCAACAUGGACAAGAUCUACAUCGUGAUGAACUACGUAGAGCAUGACCUGAAGAGCCUGAUGGAAACCAUGAAGCAGCCCUUCCUGCCAGGAGAAGUCAAAACUCUGAUGAUUCAGCUUCUUCGAGGAGUGCGACAUCUCCACGACAACUGGAUCCUCCAUCGUGAUCUGAAGACGUCCAACCUGCUGCUGAGCCAUAAGGGCAUCCUGAAGAUCGGUGACUUUGGUUUGGCCCGCGAGUACGGCUCCCCGCUGAAGCCCUACACCCCUGUUGUGGUGACCCUGUGGUACCGGUCCCCCGAGCUGCUGCUGGGAGCCAAGGAGUACUCCACAGCUGUGGACUUGUGGUCUGUGGGCUGCAUAUUUGGCGAGCUUCUCACCCAGAAACCUCUUUUCCCUGGAAAAUCUGAAAUUGACCAAAUUAACAAGAUUUUCAAGGACCUGGGCUCACCCAGCGAGAAGAUCUGGCCCGGCUACAACGAGCUGCCCGCCGUGAAGAAGAUGACUUUCACAGAGUAUCCCUACAACAACCUGCGGAAGCGCUUCGGAGCCCUGCUGUCGGACCAAGGCUUCGACCUCAUGAACAAAUUCCUCACCUACUGCCCCAGUAAGAGGAUCAUAUCGGACGAGGCUCUGAAGCACGUGUACUUCGGAGAGACGCCGCUCCCCAUCGACCCCUCCAUGUUCCCCACUUGGCCGGCCAAGAGCGAGCAGCAGAGGGUGAAGAGAGGCACCAGUCCCCGUCCACCCGAGGGAGGCCUUGCCUACAGUCACCUGGGCGAUGACGAUCUGAAGGACACGGGCUUCCACCUGACCACCAGCAACCAGGGAGCCUCCGCCGUCGGCCCCGGAUUCAGCCUCAAAUUCUGAGCCCCAAGCUGCCGGACACGUGGAUCUAUCCCAGGGAAGGCUGGAGAAAAAGAGUUUCGGGGGCCGCUUCACAGCUUAUCGGACGGAUCAACAGCAACCGUUACCAAACAGUCAGGACUGUCUGAACAGCAAGACUGGUGGCUCAAACGCCUUGAAUUUCGGCCGCCUCUCUGUAUUUUUUUUAAGCCAUUUUCAAUGAGACCGUUGCGGCUCCUCAGGAGAAGGCAACCAUAAAUCUGUUAGACUUUAGCUCUCAUGUUUGACUUCUGUUUUAUUUUCUUUCUUAUACUUCAUGAGCGAGGACCAGAUUUCAUAGAUGGUUGGUAUUUCCUGGCUGUCUGAGCUACUGUAUAAUGAUGCAGCGUUGGCUGGGUUCCUUUCAACAUUCAACAAAAUGUUGUAGAGUCACUUGGAAAUGUCAGCUCACGUGAUGACAGGCAGACGGUGUUUUUGCUAGAAAUAAAGUUUGAAACUUUGCUUUGUCUACGAUUUUCUCAGUAUUUAUAAAGUCUGUCCAUGCUAUGCAAACACAACUGCAAAACUGGCAGGGGAAAAAAAAAAAAAAAAAAAAAUGAGGGGAAGUAGAGCCUGAAUGAAA
Messenger RNA from Menidia menidia (Atlantic silverside), 3435 nucleotides. NCBI's taxonomy places the organism in Eukaryota, Metazoa, Chordata, Actinopteri, Atheriniformes, Atherinopsidae. The record is from the annotation of a GenBank genome assembly.